Molecule: messenger RNA, 459 nt
Organism: Knipowitschia caucasica
Lineage: Eukaryota; Metazoa; Chordata; Actinopteri; Gobiiformes; Gobiidae
Source: the annotation of a GenBank genome assembly
AUGGCGUCGGAACUAUCUGCGCUCGGGACUAUCUGCGCUCGGGACUAUCUGCGCUCGGGACUAUCUGCGCUCGGGACUAUCUGCGCUCGGGACUAUCUGCGCUCGGGACUAUCUGCGCUCGGGACUAUCUGCGCUCGGGACUAUCUGCGCUCGGGACUAUCUGCGCUCGGGACUAUCUGCGCUCGGGACUAUCUGCGCUCGGGACUAUCUGCGCUCGGGACUAUCUGCGCUCGGGACUAUCUGCGCUCGGGACUAUCUGCGCUCGGGACUAUCUGCGCUCGGGACUAUCUGCGCUCGGGACUAUCUGCGCUCGGGACUAUCUGCGCUCGGGACUAUCUGCGCUCGGGACUAUCUGCGCUCGGGACUAUCUACGCUCGGGACUAUCUACGCUCGGGACUAUCUACGCUCGGGACUAUCUACGCUCGGGACUAUCUACGCUCGGGACUAUCUGCGCUAUGA